Molecule: messenger RNA, 763 nt
Organism: Aspergillus japonicus CBS 114.51
Lineage: Eukaryota; Fungi; Ascomycota; Eurotiomycetes; Eurotiales; Aspergillaceae
Exons: 1
Coding region: 98-613 (171 amino acids)
Source: RefSeq, a predicted model, not a curated record
UGCCCCAAACAAGCUUUCAACUCCCCCCCAGAACAGCAUCCGAUAUUCCAUGCCACCUCCCAGGGACCCCAAACGAACCCCGAAUCACCCUGGCGAAAUGACAGGUCACAGUGUGUGCGAAGCCGAGAAAUAUCCCGCCGCGGUCGAGCUCCCCGCCGACUCUGAAACACCACCACACCUGGCGGCGGCGGCUUCUUCCCCUGAUCUUCAGCCAGGAGACUACAACCCCUGUGUGGGCGCAAAACCCUCCUCACCCUUUUAUCGCCAUGCCACCCCCUCCGUGAACAUCAAUCGCCUGAAGGUGGACAGCGAGAAACCCCAGCCUAACGUCCAGCAGCGCUACAGUUCCCCCGUCAUCCCCGCGAGCCCGCCCAUGUUCAACGUAUCCGCCCUGGAGUCGGGCAGCCGUCAUGAGUCGACGUCGAAUCUCUGGGGGCAACCGAAGCGGCACUGCGGGUGCAUGAAUCGGCUGAGCCGCAAGCAGCGCAUCGUGGCCAAAGGCGCGAUUGCCGUGGUGAUCCUGGGAACCAUGAUUGCGAUCGCGGUGGGAAUUACCGUCGCGGUGGGAGGCGCCGUGUGGAGGUCGGAUCACCGACAGGAGGUAAUCGGCUGAGGAUGAUACAGAGGUAUGUUGACUACGGUCUCAUGGAAGGCGCGCGAAAUUGCUAAUUAAGUAGAUCAGCAGGACCAACCUUGCGUUGUCCCUCUCUGUCGAUACUUCCACCGACCAUUCUCGGUUGUGAUACAAGUACCUCAAACAAAC